CGGGGCGCCGUUAGGGGCGGGCCCGGCGGCCAUGGCGGAGGGCGUGCAGGAUGAAUUCCGAGAUCAGGAUGAAGUCCACGAUCAGGAUGAAGUCCGAGAUCAGGGUGAUUUAGGUGGAGCAAAGAUUAUCAAUAGAACAUUUCUUUCUCUUUCCCAAGUAACUGCCUUGUCAGAAGAAGAUGUGGAAGGAGUUGAAAAGAAGAUGGCAGAAUUUCUGAAUCUUACACAACUAAAGACAUCUUUGAAAGAAACUAUUUUAUUCGAGUAUUAUACUGCAGGAUUUUGGUGGGCUAAAGAAAUGAACUUCAGUCUUAUCCAGACCUCAGGAUUCAUGGGUCUAUUAAAUUUCGCCUUGGAGAACCUCAGCAUCAGACGUAUGAGCUUUGGAGACAACGUAAAAGAACUUGAAAAAGCAGUGACUGGAAUAAGAGAAACUGAGUCAGAAGAAGGAGGUGACGUGAAUUUAUUCAGCGUUGACCAAGGCAAAGCAAUCAUUGAUUUCUUGUUUUCCAGCUUAUUCCAAUACUAUAAAGCCUAUGAAUACCUUUUCCACGUUCGUAGAGAAGAUCUUGUGCUAAGUAAUGAGGAUGAGGUUGAACUUGACCAACCUGCACUUUCCCCCUCAGCUUCAGCAACAGAAUCUCAGGGGACUGACCAGGGGGAUUGCGUGCAAGAGCCCUGUCCAGGGGCAGAAUCUUCCGAGGCUGUGGCUGGAGUCACCGCUGAAGAGGAGAAGUCUGCAGUGUGUGAAAUCCCAAAUGAAAUUAUUGGCAACCUUGAGGCAGACUUAAAAGAAAAGCUGCAAAUGCAGGAAGAAGCUUAGACUUGAUGAAGAGAAAAAUUGAAAAGUCCUAAAUAGCCAGAUAAGAAAGGUGAUGAUGGGUUUUGUAGGAAUUGGGCAGUAGGGGAUGGCACAUACAAAGGCUGGCUCAGUACCUGAAUCAAAUUAUUUUUGUAUAGAGGAAAAUGGUUCUGUUAACAUUUACUUUGAAGUAUUUCAUCCCAGUUCCUCAAAUUUAUGGUGUUCUGCCAGCGUUGUUGUUUAGUUUAGACUUAAGUUGAAGAUUAUAAACAGAAGGGCAGGUAAUUAAAACACGUUGAAGUUCAGUUUAUUUCUGAAUACAGUUCUAAAUUCUAACUUAAAAAAAAAAAAAAAAAGGUGCAGUUUUAUUCUCCCAGUUGUGAAAUACUUAAAAGUUUCUGCUUUACACCUAUGGGUUUUUUUCAGGAAAUGUUGCUACAAGGAAAAUACAUAGAGGGAAAACAUUUAUUUUGAGGCACUGUAUCUAUAAUAAGGGGAGAAUUUAAUUAACGUGUAAUUACGCACCUUGCACUGUAGCUGUUCAUUAAUAAUAUGUAUGUUAUUUUGUUUUAAUUUGCUUCCUAAGCUUUAAAAAAAAAUGUAAUAGUUUACACUUCUUUCUUUCCACCAUAUUAAAAUUGCAUAACUGAAGAGUUUGCACUUAAGUAUUCCAAGAAGAGGUUCUUUAGAUUUCAGUGGAUUAUUUUCUGGAAUGCAUGUAUCCUUUCAUCUGAGAAUGUUUCCAUAUUUUGUCAGACAUUAUAGAAAUGUUUCAGGCUCAAAAGGAAUCCAAACAAAUAAAUGACCUCAGAAGAACCAGUUGAACAUCUAUGUUUCAAACUUGCAGUCUGUAUUUGUUGUGUCACAGAACUCUGUGCCCUAGAAAGCACGUGAAAUACAAGUCAUGCUUUGAAGCAUAAAGGCUGGAUUGGAUUUCAUGUUUAGUGGAAUACAUGAGAAACAGAGUAUUUUAUUCAUUGCAUUUUCAUAUUUAUUGACCACUAAGUAGAAAGUUAGAUUUUGUUUAGUUUCAUCCUCAUUUUUGGUGGUGGUAAAUGAAAAAAAUUUGCAAGCCUGAUUCAGCCAGUCCAAAGAAGAAAACAGCUUGUAGCAGUUCUCCUAAAAGGUCUGAUUUGAUGCUGCCUGACUUUCAAGGGUGGUGGGCACAGGGCUGAGCGUGCAGCUGGAAGGGUCAUUCCCAUGUGCCCAGCGGGAUGUGGUCCCACAGCUGAAGACAACACCCAGGAGCUGUGCCUGGGCACCAGGAGCCUGGGUGUGCUCUGCAGAGUGCGUGCCCAGUGUGGGCACAGAGCUCCUGCAAACCAGUGGUUCACUGGUUGAAGGCACAGAGCAUUUUGCUUGGUCUCAUGCACUGAGGAAAAUUCUUCCCCUGGUAUGUGAUAAGGAGAAGUAAGGCCUGUAAUGAUUCACUUCCAAGUUCCCUUGAUUGCUGUUUCCAGUGCUGGCCAGAAAACUAGUGAGAGCUUCCAUUCAGCUGUUAAAAACUGACUGUUCUGCUUUGAACAAUGAAGGAAUUAUUGAAGCAUUAUUAGUUUUGCCUUUAAAAAAAUUUUGAUUCCUGGUUAUGUUCUUUGUUGUUUUAUUCCUAUGAAAUAUGAUUUUUUUUGUUAACAAAACUUUCUGAAAUCAGAAUGUCCUUUAUUUUGAUACAUAAAUCCAUCUCCCAAGACAUUAUGCUAAUGUCACCAUUUCCCUAGUUUUGAACUCAAAGGUGAGAACAGAACUUUUGAAGAGAGCUGUCCAUAUGACAAAGAGUAUUUAAAAUACUUUUUAGUGAAAAUGUGUUAUUGGCAAUUUAGCAUUGUUUAGCACUUCAGACCUAAUUCUGAGGGCUGCAACAUUCCUGCUGUAGUGCUAAACAGAAAGGGACUAACUAUGGUUUAUAUUAAGACCAAUGCUAAACAAAGACUUUUGCCCAUAGCUUUUUCUCCCUCUCCCAGAUUUUGUCGAACCUCUGGGAAAUUUUAAAGUGCUUUGAAGAUGAAAAAUAGUAUAUGAACCUCAAGUAUUACUGUGAUGAUUUGUUAGCAGUCAAUCUUAGUACAUAUGCAUAACAGCUGAGGUAGUGCAGAAAUCCAGAGUGAAGUCCAAAUCCCACAAACCGUUUUUGUAACCAACUUUCUGCUCAACUAAAUAAUGCUCCCAAUAAAGAAUAGCAGACCCUGGGAUUUUUUGGGAGUGGGAAGGAGGGAUGGUUAGGAGCCUGAGGGAGGGAAGAUGAGUAAAAGGUAGACAUAGCAUCUCUCUAAGCAGUCAGAGUGUGAGUUCUGACACAGCAUAUGAACAUCGAAUCGAAGAAUUCUUUAAUGUCUUCAGAAUGUUAAUAUGAAAUGCAAAACAUCAUGCUUUGGAUAGAUGGGUAAGAACAAAAUGUUCAGAUGCAAUAUGGUGCAUUAGGAACAGUCUCCAUUCUGUAUUCCUGGCUUUCCCAUUGGUUUAAAUCAAGCUUGCUGUUUCUCCAGUCUCUCAUGUCAUGUUGAGUUACUGCUGUAGUCAUCUCUAAAAAUAAUUAUGCUGUCAUUCCUUGGACCUACACUUGAGGCUUUGGUAUUACUAUCUUUGAGUUUUUUGGGGGUUUUUUGCCACACUGUUGUUCUAACAAAGUUCUUUACAAUGCACAUACAUACCAUAGUUCUUAACAGAUUCCCGCCCUACAGAGCUCUCAAUUUAAAGCAGAUAGAUCUUGUAGAAAUGAAGAGAUGUUGUGUUCUACCUUGUCUUCCAGAGAAGUGGUGGUUUUUCAGGGGCAGAGGACAAAUGAAACAAUAUAGUUUCUCCUAUAUAAGGUAUAAUAUUGAUGUUUUUUAGCAUCUUCAUGGCAAAAUCUUGGUCUGUACUAGCAUUUUAUAAUGAGACAGUGCACAACUAGUAAUUAUCCUCUGUGAAAGAAAAGCUCUAUUUUCAGGCAGUGCUUUUCUGCAUUACACUGUCAGUGUGAUGGAAGUUUAGAUGGAAAGCAGCUUUUCUAGUAAGAAGCUGGCUUGAAAGUGAUGGGAGAGGAGACAAAAAGAGAAGACAGUUUUUUACCUGUUUUAUAGUAUUUUAUCAUGACCUUUUCUUUUCAAGCUUUUCUUCUCUUCUUUUGCACCGAAUUUUGAUUUGAAUUUGAAAAUUGCCACACUGUUUCUUUCCUAAAAUUGUAACUGGCAUUCCUAGAAAAAUUGUUUUCCUAGAAAAGCCACUGUGCGUAGGCUUCAAAUUCAGUUUUUCAUAAGUGAGAAUAAGACAUUUUCUUCAAUAACCUACACUGCCAACCUGACCACAAAACAUGGGCAAAGUCAGCACUGGCCUGUUUCAGUCAGGCUCUUCAGCACAUGAUCCAGCUGACCACUCACACAAAUUCAUCCAGGUGGGCGUGUUAUACCUACCUGAAAAGCCUCUGGAGUACAGGUUUGGUCCUGGGCUGACCCAGAAGGGUGUAGAAGAGAGAACCACCAAAUUCUGUCACCUGGCAGUCUGGGGAGGGCUGUGUUCAAGGUGAAAUGCCCUCUGCUUCUCCACCAUCCUUCACAAGGAAGUGACAGCAGUGACAAAACACUGCACUGCUUGCCACGAGCAGCUCCAAACCGAAUGUUUGGAAUGAGCAUUUCAGCCCAUUUUGUUGUGGCACUUUGAGUGUGCAGAGCAAGCUUUGGGCUCCAGCAAUUGUGGAUUCAGAUCACAUGUAGCAAAAAAAAAAUUUCAAAGGAUAGUUGCAGUGACUCAUGUAAUUGCGAGUCCCAUUCAGAUGCAGAGCCUUAAAGAGGACAUGGGAUUAGUAAUGCUGCAGAAAGAACGGAAUGUAAAAUAUUUCCAGAGUAGAAACAACCUGACAUUUUACACAGUGAACUGCUUUAAAUGCAAUAGUGCUACUCUAAAGCUUGUGCUGUCCUUGACUCAACAGAGGGUGCACUAAACAGGAGGUUUGUUCAUGCACAAUUCUUCAUUCACUAGGCCUGAUGGAUUUGUGUUUAUUUUUAAUGUGUUUUUGAAUGUUUCUGCAGCUGUCUCAAAGAACAGAAAAGGAAAAGGUGAGUUGCUACAAGCACCCCACUCACACAGGGUAGAGGGAACAAGUGGAAAGACCUGUAGCCUUUACAUCAGGAGGCUGUGAGGAAGAAUGGUCCAAAAAAGUUGUUCUAAAUAAGCAUGGUACUUGUGUGUUCCUGGAGAAAGGCUGGUGGAGCUGUAUCACUUCAGGAUGCUGAUGUGCGUGGUCAUUCAUGGUGGGAGCCUCUGGAGGUUGUUUUCAGCACUUUUAAGGUGAGCCUGUUCCUCUGGUGACUGCAAAGGUGGCAUCAGGAUUUUGUCUCCCUUCACUGAGGUCAGUCUACAUGAAUAUCUCAAAUUUUAAUUUCUCUCUUUCCAGCCAUUUCUGAAGAUCUUUCAUACAACAUUUCCUUGACAUUUGAAUCUUACAUGUUUUAAAUUUCAGCCAAGACAAUUUUCUUGUCUAUUUUUAUGAUUGUAUUGAUUGUAGCAUAUAAAAUGUCUUAUCUGGGUAGAGCAGGAUCCAAGUAUCCCAAGCUGCUGCCUUUGGCAUUGGCUGUGGGAGAUGCAUAGCAAAGAGCAUAGGAACAGGGCAUCCUAAGGGCAUACCCCUGGCAUGGACUGGUGCUUUAGAAACUUGUGGAGCCACAGUAUGCACCCAUGGGUUGAAAUGGAAGGAGUUUGUCCAGUCUUUUUUUGACCUCAGCUGUGCUCCUGCCCACCAUACUAUUCAAUGGCAAUAAGUUCUCACUGUCAUUUUUGUGUUGUUGGUGAGCCCCAGCUGCAGAGGAUACCGAUGGCUCAAAUUUCCUCAGCUUAGUGGCUUUCAAGAUCCUCAGCUGUGUUGGUGGCUUGUAUGUCCUGAGAGUGGAUAACCAGGAAGACACUGACUUUUCAUGUACAGCAGGAGCAGCAGAGACCCAGGAGGAAAGCAAUCUUAUGGCCAAAUGCAGGAUGGCUGGGGAGAGUGAAGAUGAGUGAAAUGGAAAUUCGCAGAGCUGUGGAGAAAACAGAACUCAAACAGGGACAAAUCUUCAAAUUCUUUACCUCAAAACACAAUGAAGGCAAUGGAUAAUUUCAAAUACAGAAAGAUUCAGACAUGGGGAUUCAAUGCCUGGGUCAUAAAGGUCCAGCUCUGCCAGCUUGCCAUGGCUGCUGUCUGCCCUGCACGAGGUGGGAUGAGGGGACUCACUUUGCCCUUUCCUGGUGGAUUCAGCCACAGCACAGGGACAUCGACCACCUCUGUUCAUAUCGCCAGGGACACCUUGGCAAUGUGGAGAAGGAACCCACUGCAUCGUGUGGAGUGGGUAAUAUCCAGAUUGAGGGUACAUGUCUGGGGCAGGGGGCAUCUCUGAGCUGCCCUGCUCUCCCCUUGGUGUCACUGCAGCAAGGAGUGGGGAAUGGCUCACUCAGCGUCAGGGAGUGGAAAACUCUCACUAUUUAUAUUUUGCUCAGUGGAAGAAAGGGUCACACCCAUCCAUCUCAUUAGUAUAAAAAAGCAUUGACAACACCAUAAUCCCCACCUUUCCUUCUCCCAUGCUUCUCCAGAGCACCUGGUGCAGUGCCAGAGGGUUUAAUAGGUUACCCUGCAAAGCCUGGGACCGUGGUGUCACGCAAGGUUGCACAUUCCCAGGAAGUGCAUGUGCACAAAGCUGUAACAGACAGACUGAGGAGCGAUGGCCCUGGCUGGCAGUGCCGAGAGGUGCUAAUAUUGCUGGGGAAAGUGAAAACAUAAUUGAAACCGUUUAUUUUGGGGGGCAUGCAGGACACAAUGAGGCAAUAACUUCUGAGCAAUAGAUACCUGUAAUUCACCUAUCCUGGUCUUACAGACUUUUAAUUUGCUCUACAAAUUUGGCUGGUUGCAGAACAUGUAAACACCCAGAACUGUACUCGGCAAACCAUUAAACAUUAACUUAUUGUCGACUUUAAAAAAACCCUACUCAUGAUAUUAAAAACAUAAGGGGAAAGAGAUGCCAAGCUAGUGAAUGAAGCCAGCUGACUGCUGAGAAGAGGCUACGGGGUUUGCUCCUUAGCUUUGCUGUUUUCAGUAAUCUGAGUCACUGAGAUAUUUUUAGACACAGUAACAAGUUCCAUUGUUAAGUAAUUUUUCAUUUGAAUUUUUCUCAAAUUAUGCUGUCCUCUUGGCCUGCAAAUCCCUUUCUUCAGCAAGGCAGUGCUGCUCUCCACACCCCAAGGAGGAAGGGGAGCUAUGGAGGACUCUGAUGAUUUGGACCACAUGGUGGAACAAGAUAGAUCUCAGCGUCAGGUUGGCAGGAUAUUUCCCUUUCUUCAAAGGUCUCCAAACCCAGCAAGAUUUUCUUUGAUAUCUCUCCAAAGGGAUUUAUCAGCAUUGGGGCAUACAUUUGUUUAGAUUGUUCCUGUAGGGUGGGACUUUCAAAGUCUUUCAAAGGAGCAAAAGGAUGCCAAGUGCCAAAUUCUCACCAAGCUCUCCAUAAAGAUUUCCUUAGCUUCCUUUGAAAAUGUUAGCUGUGCUCCCCAUUGCUCUGUGCAUCCCUGCUGGAAAGGUGCCCAACGGUACCAUCACAACGUGGGCACAAGGGAUACAGGAAAGAUGGUGACAUUUUAAAAAACAGGAGGAAGAACUAGCCUGGGAGAGAGGAAAUGCAUGAAAAUGUGCAGGUUGGGGAGGAAACAAGGAGGGAAAUGGAGACCAAAUUCCCUAGACCCAUCAUUGUUUGGGGUUUUUUUUAUUCUUCCUCUCUGCUUAUUAUUUCUCCCAUGUUUUCUCUGAGAGUUUUUAACUAAAUUGACAUGUUUUAGUUAAAACAAGAGAUGAGCAUCUAUUGAGAUCAUGGGCAGAACUUGGGCCCUGUGACCAACUUCUGCUCGUGCUCUGGCUUGAGAUAUGUCGGAACACUCAGGUGACCUGAUGGCGCCAGGCAUUAGGGUGGUCCGCCUCAGGGCUGCCAUAGGAAAAGCAGAGGCUGUGCCCUAGGACAGGGCCACAGGGAAGUUAGAGGUUUGGCAACUGGUUGUCUUAUGUACUUUUCAUGAAGUAGGGGCUAAGUCCUCCCUGAUGGUAAUGCACUGCCUCAGACAUAGUGGGAGAUCUGCAGGGAGCUGCAUAGAGACAUUCAGGCCAGUAGCUCCCGAAUAACAAAUGCACUGAUGUCCAGGAGAGGACUUCCAGAGCAAUUUGUUUUCCUACCCUGGGGAAAGGGCCUGAUGAGGGCUGUUUGGAGAGGAUGUCAGAGAAGGAAUUUUUAUUUUACGAGUAAGGAGAUACAGAGGCUCUUUCUGAUCUGUUAUAGGUGCGUUAAUGAUUUGCGAGCUGAAGCAGAGCUUGUCGUCCUCUGGUUAUUUUGCAGGCUGAGAAGAGCCUUCCAAGUUCUCUAAUACUGUAUUUGUAGUCAUGUACCUGGCUGGGUUUUUUAAAUGAUAAGUACCUAGAGAUUGCUGAGAGCCACAACAUCUCUUAAACCUAGUUUCUCCUUAGUGCUUGUUGGUUUCCAGAUACAAUUUAAGAUGUUGAUUUUGCCCCCAAGCCCCCAUGACUUAGUGUUGCAAAGAAAAGUGGUUCUGUUAAAAUUUGUCUUAUAUCAUGAGCUAAGUAAACCUCAGCACAUCCCUUCUCAUCCCAUGUUGAUCCAAGGAUUAGAUGUUAGCUCCCUAAUUCAGUGAGGACAGGCACAGACCUGCUGCAGUAGCUCUGCCUGGUGCUUUUGAGGGGCUGAGGGCAGCAGGGUGCUGAGGCAGAGAGGGAGCAGGGGCUCUUGAGUCCUUGUCUCUUGCAGAGAGAUGGAGGGCAGAGGGAAGAGCCUGAAGAGACUCCCAGUUUCUCAUUGGGGCACUGAAUAGGGCCAGCAGCCAGCUUGGGAACUCCUCGGAUCUCAGCCAGCAAUGGUUGUUGAAAGGAGCUUCAUUAAGCACUCCUGAAUGUAAGUUUUGGGAAAUCAGAGUUUCACUUUGAUUUAUUUCAAACAUUCAGCUACCAAGAAUAAAAUAAGGACCUCUCAUAUGUGUUUUGGAGAGGUAAUAAAACUUAUUUACAUGUCUGCAAAGUCCUUUGCCAUGCGCACUUAAAUCAGCAUUGCAAAUCUAUCUGAACGUGGUGCUCUGGCAUCAGCCUCCAGAUGACAUGUAACAUGUUUGCAGUUUGAUGGUCUUCACUCAAAAGGCUGGCUACAAUAUUUUUAUAUUUAGAUUUAUUUUUGGAGUUUAUGGUUGAAAGAUUUCAGCUCUGGGCAGCCUUUUCCAUGGCUUUUAGUAGCGACACUUGCAGUUGUGUUUCACGUAAUUAAACAGCCAACAAUACUUAAUGAAGAAAUAAAUAACAUCAAUAAAGUAGUAAAUAAUUAUAUGCAGGCAAACACCAAAGACAUUAUCCAUCAGGCAACAGCUGUGAGCAUUAGUUUUGAUUAAUCAAUAAUGUUGUACAAUAGGAGCAGGAAUGCUGGCCAGGCCUCUGGGGGAAUCACCAACGCUUUUCUAAGCAGCAAGCAUUGUGAUUUUAAGCAGAACUUUCAGCAGAAUCUUUAAUUAAAUGUAACAACCAAGAUCUCCUCCAGCAGCAUUGCUGCACUUCUCAAAGGCCAUCGAGCAGCUGGAGUUUAACCAAGACCCAUUUAAGGAAUUUUCUGUAGCUGGGAAGGUUUCUUGGUACGUCUGUGUUGGGAGAUGCCAGUUGGGUACCAUGUCCAUCAGCGAAGGCACUGUUGGGCCAAGGGUGCUUUGGUGCGGUUUGGUGACCCUCUGAGCAAGGGACCAGAAGUGCCUGGCUUGUGCCACCUAGGCAAAAUGAGCUGGAGCUUUUGGCUCUGCCUUCAGCAAGGUGGCAGAGGGCAUGCCUGCCCAGCCUGCAGCUGGAGCCCUCAGGGCCUCAUCCCAGUCUGGGCAGCUCUCAGAGCAAGCGCCUGUUCUGUGUUUUCUUUCCAAAUGUAAAUAUGGCUGACAUUUCCCACCCAUGCUGCAGCUCCUCAGGAAUCUGAUGUGGGCACGUUCAUGACAAAAUCAGCAAAGUCUGGUUCAUCUUCAUCUGUACCUCCUGGAAGAGGAGCCUUAAUGAAGCUUCCAGGAGGAACAGAGUUCCUACCCCCCUUGCUGAGCGUUCCUGUCACCAGCUCACUGAAUUCUGUGGCACCGCUGUCUACUCAGGCAGCAUCCCUGGAUUGUGCUGAUGUUCCACUGCAAUCAGCCAGCCAGAGCAUUGGCUUCUUCCUUUCCUUUAUACUUCUUCCCCUUCUUUAGUGUCUAAGAGCUUGAAAAGAAACUAAACCAUUGAGAAAGGCUGAUCAUGGCACCAGAUCCCAACUUAGAUAAAGGCACGAAGUUUUAUAGCCAUUACCCCUUUAAAAGAGAAAGAGCAGAAGGGACAAGAAGGGUUUCUGGCAUGUCAAGGACAAAUUUCCAGAGUCUGCACUCACGUCUUGAAGGUUUGUUCCUUAUGAAACCAAUUGCUGAUGACUUCUUGGCAUCUGAAUAAGCAACAGCACCACAUUGCUUCCACCAUGAGUCCAAUGCUGGGGAUAUCUCCCCAGCAGUGGAGACAGGAGCAUGAGAAGGGAGUGAAGCAAAGGCUGUAGCUUGGCUUGACAUGAACGAAACAGAUGUGCAGAACCACUCCUGGAGGGUUACUUUUAUUCUCUGAAUUGGCAGAUGCACGUAGGAAUUUUGCAAGCAUAAGGCACGUGGGUUUGUUGAGCUAAAAAUGGCAAAUCUCCAGAGAGGGAUGGACAGGGAAAGCCCUUGGCUCUUGUUUGAGAAAUGGAGGUUUGCAGAAGGCAAUGGGGGAAACAUCCACAUGACUUAAAAACUCAAACAGUGCCCAAAGACCAGUCUUGAAGUCUUUUUUCCCAAGCCUUCUCAGCAGGAAAACCAGGAACAGAAAUCUCACACGAUAAUUGCUGAUAGUGCAACAAACCCCAGAGGGUUUCCUUACCCACUUCUCAACAUGCAGGCACUAAUAAACUCCUGUGUUAACAUUAAUAUUCCUGAUAGUCUCUGUGGGCUCCUUCUCCCAAACGUGAAUCUCAUUAAAUUCUGUAAACCCAAAGUAAAUUGGAGGGUGUUUAAAGGUGUAUCCUGUAAACUGGAGAGCUGCUGCCUGCUCACAGCCCCUCAGAGCACCUGCCAGCCAGGUCUGGUUGCACUGGCUGCACUUCUGGAGUCUGGUAUGGCAAAUGGGUACUGCUAAAUCUACACAAAUCUGGUACCAUCUCAGAUAAUGCCAAGUGAAAACCGCUCACAUUUCUCCUUCAAAAUCAGCAGAUAUGAUUAUGGUUUCCUCCCUCGCCUGUGAAGGACAUGUGGGGUAUUCCCAGGGGCAUAGAGCACACAUGUACAUUUCUCUGUGGAUGCUAAGACUGGUGAGGACAAAUUGACUGUUUCCUGCAAAAUAAAAUCUCAGUUUCAUGUUUUUAAAUAAGUAAUGCAGUGUAGGUAGCCUAUAAAACUCAGAGCUUUUCCUUUCCUUAGAAGACAGGAAAGCAUGUCAAUAAGCCACACAUAAGGGCAGGGUUUAGAGGUUUUUUUAGUUCUUUGUCACAUUCUUUCACAGAGUAAUCAUAUUGGCUUCUCCAGGAACAGUAUUUAAGGCAGAUAUUAAUUUGUUCAAUGAGAUAACUUUAAAAAUUACAGAUAAAGAAUAAGUUUUUGGUAGGAUAUGGAUCUCUUUCCAGGAAAGCAGCAUCUUAAUAAUAGAUAGGGUAUGGACACAACUUCAGAAUAAAGACCUAUUCUAGGUCCAGGUUUAAAGUACCUGAAAUACUACUUUUUCCUAACUGGAAUAAGGCUUCUGCAGACUUUUUCUUCCCAAGCAGAUAAUAUUUGGCAUCUUAUGCACUGCAUCAGAUAAGAUAAGUGGAUGAUCUUCAGGUAUUUCUCUGCAGUCCUGUUAUUCCUGCUUAGUUUUAUUGAGAUGAAGCUCUGGAUUCCUAAACUUGGGAAGGGCAGAUCUCAUCAGGCCUCCUCCUUUCUUGCUGUCCUGAGCCUGUGCUUGCCACUGAUUCUGCUCAGAAUGGCUUUUCCCUUGGGUUGCUGUUUUCUGGUAGUUUUGGUAGAGGUGGAAGUGCAUGGUGCCCAGCAGCCAGCUCUGGCCUCCCUGUGGCUGUCACCAAGGACCACGCUGUCCUCUGCUUUCACCAAAAUUCAGGGCUUAGGAGUGAGAUCUUUUUGAAGAACUGCAAAUUUUAGAUCCCUUUUUAUUACUAAGCUAGGUAAUGCACCUCUCAAAGUCAUUAUUCAAAUGUGGCAUAUGUUUUGCUGUGAAUUUGCAGUAGAACUCUUUCCAGUGAUUUUCAAAAUAAAUGAGACUUUGCAUAGUACCUUUUCCGUAUUUAACAUUGCCUUCCUGGCUUUGCAGCCAAGGCUUCCUUUUAAAGGCAUGUGCAUGAGAUUAUGCAAUCGUAGUAUUCCGGAUACCCAGAGCAAUUAAAAUAAAUCAGGCUAGGUAUAAUGAAGAUGAGCCAAAGCAUCUGUUUCUCAAGAGGAUUUAAAAAAACCCCACCAACACUAUCAUCCCCAGGGGCCUGAAUCCAUGGUGGUUAGACCUCAGAGAUUCUUGUACUUCAGAAAUGUGUCCAGCACUCUCUUGGAUAAGAAAAGGAGGAGCUGCAAAGGAGGAGAGGACUCUGGUAUGGCCACAAUUCCUGCUCCCUGGAAACAGCAGCUGGAUAACCCCUUGUGUUUGGCAAAGCUGGACUUGGAGAUUAAUUCCAUUUCCCUUCUAGUGUUUUAGUUUGACAUGUGUACCUGGAUGGAGAGGAGAAGGAAUGAUUUCUGCAUCCUCUCCGGUGUUUACCACACACAUCUUGUGUUUAUAACCUGUAGUUAUUGACAAUGGUGCCUCAGCAGGAGGUGCAGAAAUGUCCAUCCCCCCGUGCAAGGGACCACAGUGACCUGGGUCACUGUGAGACAAGAAGGACACUUCAGGGCAUAGAGUUGAGGUACCAGGAGCUAUUUUGAUUUAUUUUCCCCUCCACUGCCACUUGGCACCAGAUGCCAAAAGCUGUUUUCAGGCAAAACCAGGAAGGGAGCCAAGUGUGGGGCAGUCUGCAGCAGGUUGGCUGCUGAGCUGCCUUGCUUAGGUAGGAUGGCUCAAAGACAGCUUAGCCAAAGGUUAAAUGUCACUAAACUGUACCAGAUGAUUGACUCAUCAUUGUAGCGACAUUUGUAGCUCAGGUAAAGGAUGAAGAUGCGGGAAUAACUGCAGAAGAGACUGCUAGUGCUUACCAGGAAAAAAUCUACAUGCAAAGGAAAGAGCAAGUUGUGGUGGUGGACACUUUAGCCCUGCAGGUAGCGAGGGGACCUCAGGAAGGCUUUCUCUGUGUCGCUGCAUCUCAUUCUAGAGCUGGCAGGAAAGAUCUCAAUAACUGGGAGAUCAAAUGUCCUUGCACAAACCAAACUGGGGAAAACAGAAAAACUCAUGCCAAAACAGAUGAGCAAGGGUUGUCAUAAGCACUUAGGCAUUAGGAAGGCAGUCAGAGUCAGUAAGGAGGUGAAAUCCUGCUUUCAUAUGAUGGCAGGGUAGAACAAAGCAAAAUCUGAGUUUGGCUGGUGCAAAGCCCACUUUGCCCUGACUUGCUCCCCAGCAGCACUGACUGCUCCCUCUGAGACAACUGCUUACUGUCCUCUGGGGCCCACCAAAUUUUUUUAAAAAGGGAAUUUUCUAAGGAAAAAAAAAAGCCACAACAGCUCAGACCUGCGAAGUGGAAAGAGGUCAGCUUGUUUACUUAAACCGAUUUAAAUCUGGCACACUGAGAAUAGCAACUUGCUUUGACCACUGACUUGGGUAAAUAUGGCCUGGCAUUCUGGUGAUAUUUCCAGCCCCAGCUAUCCCUAUCAUGCAGGGAUAUAUAUAUAUAUAUAUUUGCACAUGGGUAUAUUUUCACUAAAAACAGUUGAGGUAAAUUAUUUGACAGGAGCUGGAUGUGAAAUGACUGGUGUGCAUUUCCUGUGCAUUGUUUGGAAAGUGAAGCCCAUGUAAAGUCCUACCAGGCAACAUGCUCCUCCAAGCUUUAUGAUUAUAAAAGAAAUCAUUUGGUCACAUUUAGGAACAUUUCCAGUAGAGAAAUUUUUUUCAGGAUUUGGUGAGAAGGCAGCUAUCUUUAGCAGAUAAAUUAGCAUGUUUUCUGAGAGAUCCACACAGGAAAGGAUAGCCAGGGAUUGCUUGCUGGACAGUAUCAGCAUUCCAGCUUUGAAAUGACAAUUCAGCCCUUGUAACAUGAGAUGAAAUUAUCUCCGUGGCCUCGGCUCCCUCUUUCUCCCACAGCCAUCCACGCUCCCACCACACGUAACAAGACAUAAUUUUACAUAAGUAGAAGACUGUGCUCUGAGCCAAUAUCCGAGUCGUGCCUGAUUGAAUAUUGCCAUUUCAGAGCCACCAUCUAAUCACAUUUUUCAGGCCGCGUGAACAAAAUAAUGUUGUUAUAAUUACACAGAGUGUUUGUGUGUAUGCGCGCAUGUGUAUUAUAUAUGUAUAAUGACAUUAGGAUGAUAAUAUAGCUGUUUCUAUUAGCUCUGUGGUAUUAAUAAGGUAUGACAGAAAGUUAUUUGAUACCAUUUGAAAUCCCACUUGCAUUUUCAUAUUGCUCUCAGAUGUAAUUCAGGGACUUGAUUUUUAUGAGUUAUGGCUCUGAUGUCACUUGUAUUUUUGCCCGUAAUAGGUCCCACUGGAGCAAAAUUCAUCAGACUCAAUUAACAGCAUCUGAAAAGUGUAUUUGGUUAGCAACCAAUCAGGCAGAAAUGGUGUGGGCUCUGUUUUAGCUGACCCAUCAUUCUGUGCCACUAGAUGAAACCAGCUUUGCAGGCAGCAGUUAGCAGCCGCUGGAGCUCAGUUACUGUGAGAGUAAGGCAACUAUUUUGGGGGCUAGUCAGCUGCUGGUUCUUCCUGUCCCAUGGCUGCACCCCUUGUUAUGGGUCUCAGAAUACUCUGCAGCCAUCUGGGCACCCUUCUCCUUUCUGCAUGUGCCACCAGUCACUAUUUUAUUGUUGAAUAUCUUGAUACUCAGUGAUGAUUAUUUUCUUUAAGCAGCCUGGUCUGGGAGCCCUGGGGCAGUGGGGUGCUUGUUCCAGGCAGCUGCUAGCAGUGCUGUGGGGGAAUUAAAAACACACAAUGCCAGGGCAACAAAAAGAAAUGCAAGGUAAAUAAAAAUAAUUCCAAAUGCAGAUAUGAAUUGAAGACUGGGGUUUGUAAGCUGAUCUCACGUAGGAUUUCUGCUCGGUUUGGUCACUUAUUGGAGCUGGUGGAUCUUUUGAAGGGAAGAUAAAUGCUCUGACUCCUGGCAUUAUUAAUGCUUUGAGCUAGUGAUUCAUACAUCUGAUCUAAAGGGCUCCAAAGUGAGAGACUGAUCCCAAAACCUGCUGAACUGAACAUGGGGCCUCAUGGCAAUUUCACAGGGCUUUGCAUCCCAUCCCGUGCGCUGAGUGGGAGCAGGGGCUGGCAUCACCCUCACAGUCCCUGCUCCCGCUGUGACUCCAUCUCACACCCUGAACACUCCUCAUAAAACUCCCCCGCGUCUUAAAGGCCUGGGAAGGAAAAGCUGUGAGCAGAGAAUCAGUAAGUGGCCUGGAGCCCCCAGCACUGCUGGCUGCCCCCCCGUGCAGGCACAGCCCAUCCCAGCCUGGAUCAGGCUGUGUUCCCUUCCAAGCACAAAGCCGGGCUUCAAGACUCCAAUUGCUUCCUGUCUCCCAACAUGCCUGACCACAACUAUUUUUAAUUGUAAGGCAUGAAAAUAAGGUUAUUUAAUAAAUUAACGCUUCAAAUG
Molecule: messenger RNA, 15516 nt
Organism: Zonotrichia albicollis (white-throated sparrow)
Lineage: Eukaryota; Metazoa; Chordata; Aves; Passeriformes; Passerellidae
Source: RefSeq, a predicted model, not a curated record